AUGCUAGAGUCACUACAACGUCAAUGGAGAGCACAUCGGCGUCUGUGCCAGGUCGUCUUGGUAGUCGCCGCGGGGUGCUACAUUGUUGAUCGGAUCGUAGUUAGGGUGAGAAGAGACCGCGAACAGAAACUGAAGGAAGGCGAAAGCUCAUUACCACUUGAACAAUUGCUCGUGAUUGCACAAGAAAUUGUGGAGGCGGAAUUCCCCUACGCAACAGACCUCGCCCAGAUGGUCACCCCGUCGAAUCGGCAGCAAUUGGUUACGUCAAUCCGGCAGCGAGGAAUGGAAAUGGAGUUGGCUAUAUUGAGACGGCGAGAAUUGCAGGUCACUCCGGAGGAUUUUAUGAGGAUGUGUCGGUCAUCAGGAUCACCGAAGCUGGAAUUGUUGUUAGAGGAGUUGAGAGUGAUGUUUGAAGACGCAUUGAAUGGUCGAUUACCAUUGAUGCCCGGUUGUUCGAUCGAGUUAACGGAUGCUCUGGUAGACAGAGUUUUCGAAGUGUUUUCUUUUUCAAACCGCCGCAUCCGAAUUGCGACCAUACAACUCGUCGAGACCUACAUUUUAAAUGCCGCUGCUGAGACCGCCACAGACUGGCUUCCUUCAGGAUACGAGGAGACUGUUUCAUUCCCGCCGGAUUUGGCGGGAAAUCUCAAACAUGAAUUACGCACGAUUCAGGCCGACUCAUUGGCCACCUGUUCCAUGCCACUCUGCCAAUACCUCCACUCGCUAGCACUCAUAGUCCGAGACCCCGCAUACCACGACAAAAUGAAUUCUAUGGCGCGCUUGCACAAAGAGGCGCUGUUGAUGCGACUCAUUGAUCUACGAGACCAAAUUGCUAGAGUCAAGUCGGCGAACGGCUCGGCAGGCAUAGGACCCGGUGGUGACAUAGGACCCGGUGGUGACAUAGGACCCGGUGGUGACAUAGGACCCGGUGGUGACAUAGGACCCGGUGGUGACAUAGGACCCGGUGGUGACAUAGGACCCGGUGGUGACAUAGGACUCGGUGGUGAUGCAGCUGGAGACGGUCAGGGGCAGCGCACUGCAGAACCAAGUGCCCCCGUGGCACUGCGUACAGUCGAGCAGGUCAGAGACGACUUGCGCAAUCAUUCGACCUGGGCGGAACCCGAAACCGCGAUCACAUCUGCGGUCGCAAAAACCCAAGUUGUGGAGACCGGUGUGGUGGUGGAACCGCACGUUGUGGAACCAGACGACGAUGAGGCGGACGAAGAUGAGGCGGAAGUUCCUUCGAGGUCACCGAUGGACGCGGACGCCGCUCAAUCGGGCUGUCAGGACGGCGUCUUCGAGUCCUCUUCCGAACCGGCUUCUCUCAAGUCGCCCACCGCGUUCGAGACUCCACUCGGCACAGCUGAGGCCUUCGACGAGCUCCAGGGCCGGGAACAGCCGGUGCAGAUACGGGAGCAAGUGCCGGAGCAUGUGCCAGAACAGAAACGAGAGCCAGUGAAGGUGCAAGAAGAAGUGCCAGAAGAAGAGCGGGAUCAAAAGCACGGCCAAAAGAAAGGGCAAGCACAAAUGCAAGAGCGGCAACAAGUACAAGAGCAAUGGCAAGUGCAUGAGAGGGAGCAAAUGCAAGAGCCGGUGCAAGAGCCGGUGAAGAUGCUGGAGGAAAUGCAAGAGCAAGUGAAGGAACGGGAACCAGAACCGAUGCAAGUGGAGUCAAGGGAUGCGCCCUGCACGGGGGAUGAGGUAACGCAGUGUCCGGCGGAUGCGGCACAAGAGGGUUCUGAAGAUCACAUGGAGGAAUAUCCAAGUCUUCCGCCUUGCGUCAUGCGAGCCAUUGACAGCUCCUACCAAGGGAAAGACUGUCCCGGGAAUUCUUGUUGA
This is a messenger RNA of Gregarina niphandrodes, 1839 nucleotides long. RefSeq lists its product as hypothetical. The transcript is spliced from 3 exons. The record is from RefSeq and is a predicted model, not a curated record. Bases 1 to 1839 code for a protein of 612 amino acids. NCBI's taxonomy places the organism in Eukaryota, Apicomplexa, Conoidasida, Eugregarinorida, Gregarinidae.